UUAGGUUAGUUAGGUAUCAAAAUGGGUAAACACGAAGUAGGAACACCAAAAUAUAUUGCUAAUAAAAUUAAGGCAAAAGGCUUGCAAAAGUUAAGAUGGUAUUGUCAAAUGUGUCAAAAACAGUGCAGAGACGAAAAUGGAUUCAAAUGUCAUACAAUGUCAGAAUCUCAUCAUAGACAAUUACUGUUAUUUGCUGAUAAUGCUUCUCGUUAUAUGGAUCAGUUUUCAAAAGAGUUUUCUCAGGGUUAUUUAAAUUUACUAAAAAGACAAUUUGGUACCAGAAGGGUGCCUGCUAAUCGCGUUUAUCAAGAAUAUAUCUCAGACCGGGGACAUAUACAUAUGAAUGCUACAAUUUGGCUUACAUUGACUGCAUUUGUUAAAUGGCUUGGACGUACUGGACAGUGUGUUGUCGAUGAAACAGAGAAAGGCUGGUACGUAACAUACAUUGACAGGGAUCCAGAAACACUUGCAGCGCAAGAAAGAAAAGCUAAAAAACAAAAAAUGGAUAAAGAUGAUGAAGAAAGAAUGAUGGAAUUUAUAGAAAAACAAGUAGAAAAAGGCCAACAAGAAAGUAACGAACAAUCUGAAAAUAUUAAAGAGCCACUUAAACGACUUGACAAUGAUGCACCUUUAGUCCUUAAUAUGAAAAUAAAUAAAAAACCAAAAUUACUUCCCAUUAUAAAACAAGAAAAAAUAGAUAAAGAUUCUACCAGUAAUGAAUCGACUUCCAUGAUUUCUGAUAUAAAGUCUGAGGAACCAAAUAAAGAAUAUAGAGAUAAGGAAACGAGUUCAGCAAAAAUAGAAAAAGAAAAGAUUAUAUACCCCAGGAAUACGAGAACGUUGACCAAAACAGCUGUCGUCGGAGGCAAACCAAUCGACGAGAAGACAUGCAUGGCUCUAAGAACGUUGGUUUUCGGAAGUUGUGCCACCCCACCGAGGCCGGAAUGGGCGAGGACCGGAUUCACGUUGCGACCUUACGGGCAAAGCUUGGCGUUUGGAUUGCGAGCGCCGAGGAACACGACCAGGGCCCUCGUCACGGCUGUACAAGCCGUGAUGCUCAAACAUUUCCUCUUCAAAUCUAAACAGGAUAGCCACGUUGGCCCUGAAAGCCUGUUGAGACCGUCGUACGACAGGCAGAUCGACGCGCUGACGUCCACCAUAGCGGAGAUUAUUUGGCGUUGCGCGGGCGGGUUUGCCGUGCAAAAUAUCGGUUGCUCGUCGAAUCAAAGCGGAAACGAGAACGUGUCCACGGCGGUGGUUGUCUUGCCGCAAGAGACACCCUAUGUGCAGCACAGCGUGCAAUACUUUCAAGAUGGUCUCACGGAGACCCUCCAUUUGUUCGAAUUUGAAUCUUUGGACGACUUGGAGAUAUUCGUGAAGCGAUACUUGUACUUGUUUCAAGACGAGGGUAGUCCCGGUGCUAUAUUGCUUCUGUACAGCGCUGUACUCUCCAGAGGGCUUUCCAAAGUGAAGAUCGAUCUGGAAAAUCCAAGGGGUUCGAUGUUGAGCGGUUGCCCGGAGGAGGGCUCCACGAGCGUGGUGAUCUUCUCGUUGACGGGCCGUGCCUCCCCUCACCUUCACAACGGGGUGUUGCACGUUGGGGAUGAAAACACAUACGCUGUACCGCAAUGGGGCGUCCUCGCCAGGAGCGAGGUAGGAUUCCUGGUGCACGAGGGCGACGGACAAUCGAAUAAACAACCCGGCUCCCGCUUGAAGACCCCCAAUUUGCCGAUUUGGGUCACCCUUUGCAACGGCCAUCACGGCGUCCUGUUCAAUACGAAUCGCGAGCUGCUCAGAAAUUAUCACGCGGAGCGACGCUUCGAGAUCCAAUACUUCACUUGCGGUGGAAGCCAUGCCAUUCUGACCGUCGACACCAGGUCAAAUUCCGGAAAUGAUUCGGAGUUGGAGGGGCCGAGCAAAGAAUGCACGGACAUGGCCGCAACUCCCUUGGAGAAACUCAUUCGUUCCAAGUGA
Apis laboriosa (Himalayan honeybee) is the source of this 1974-nucleotide messenger RNA. RefSeq names its product inactive ubiquitin carboxyl-terminal hydrolase MINDY-4B-like. Gene Ontology annotation, molecular function: double-stranded DNA binding. The transcript has 10 exons. Gene Ontology annotation, biological process: DNA damage response; DNA replication. Bases 22 to 1974 code for a protein of 650 amino acids. Gene Ontology annotation, cellular component: nucleus. Lineage: Eukaryota; Metazoa; Arthropoda; Insecta; Hymenoptera; Apidae. The record is from RefSeq and is a predicted model, not a curated record.